Molecule: messenger RNA, 2959 nt
Organism: Plasmodium vivax (malaria parasite P. vivax)
Lineage: Eukaryota; Apicomplexa; Aconoidasida; Haemosporida; Plasmodiidae
Exons: 7
Coding region: 32-2959 (975 amino acids)
Biological process (GO): activation of GTPase activity
Molecular function (GO): GTPase activator activity
Source: RefSeq, a predicted model, not a curated record
GGAAAGAACGCCAGGCGCAAGGGCACAGUUAAUGCGCGCGGAGAAGAAAAAAAAAAAGAAAACGAGAAAGGGUUCGAAGUGCGCGAGAACGAACGGUCAGUAUGCUAACGCUGAGCGAAGCGGCAGCGCGCCACGAAAGCAACUCCCCGCGAAAACGAUGCAGUUGAAGGGGGGCGGCGGGAGAAAAAAGGACGACGCUGCCGCGGGGGGAGGAGCUACACGGAAGGAAGCUGCAAAGAAUGAAGCCGCCACGCCGAAGCGGGGACCGCCCCUGAGGAACCCAAACGACGAAAUGAUGGAGAGCAACGAUGACCCAGAUAGCUGCAGCGUAUACGACGACACGGUUGAAAAAAAUAUAAACUUUUCGGAGAGCAUACUUGCCAAUCUGAAUGAUAACAUUUUCGAGCAGAAGGAUUCCUUUAGUAGUGAGAAGCUAAGGGGAAACAUAUUAAUGCUGCAGGAAGAAAUGGAGAAUGAAAAGCGGUUAGAUGUUCAUCACCCCGGGGAGGGGAGAAGCAGUAGUGCUUCUUCUUCCUCGUCUGUUCGUGUGCGGGGUGGACCUUCAAGACAAGGGGCAGAAGCGAUGUCACGCGGUGGGUGGAAGACUCCGCACAAGGGGCUCCCCGAGUCGUCAAGUUGGGGAGCACUAACCAAGCAGGAAGUUACAGAGGAAGGAGUGACAGCCCCCCAGAGGGAACAACCAAAGAAAAACAACCAACCGACGGAGGAGGGGAAAGAAAAAGAAAAGUUUGUCUUCCCAAUUAAGGUGAGCAAAACAAGCUGGAGUAGAGAAAAGGCACCCGAAAAUGCACACGACGAAUAUAACCACAACGUUAUUUACCACGAAUUGUACGUCGAGCUGCUACAGGUAAAUAAGAGUCUACAAAAUGAAAUUAAAAAUUUGAAGAAGAUAAUCGAGAUGCAGAAACUUUUAAUCAAAAGUAGGGAAGACGUAUUUGGUGGUAGUCAUAUGGAUGAGAAAAACAAAGUGAGUAGUAAAAAAUUUGUGAACAAUAAUUAUUUUUUAAAUUUUUUUAAUAAAAAAAAAAAAAAAAAUAAAGAGAGUUUUCCCGAUGUGUCAUCUGUGUUAAGGGUAGAGAGAGCCUCCGCCGCCACGUCCUCCUAUGCGAGUGUUACAAACAAUGAAGAGAUGGAGGAGGAUGAAAAGGCAGGGGAGUACUUCUCCAAAGGGGGGAAAGGACCCAGCCAUAGGGAGAACUACCAUCAGGCGCAUAAGAAGGGGGAGAAAAAUAGGCGGCCCAAAUGGGAGCGCGUGGACAACAACAGUGACGACGAAGGGUACUCAGAGGUGGAGAUGAACACGAUGGAUAAUAACGAAAACACGCACGGUCAUAAAAAUGAGUACGUGAAGUUGCCGCUGAGUGAGAACGAGGGCUCGGGCGGGUCGGAAAACGCCAGCGGUGGGGGCAGUUGUGGGGACAACCACAGUGACAGUCAGCGAGGUAGUCAUCUGGGCAGUCAUCUGGGCAGCCAUCUGGGCAGCCAGCGCACCCCCCUGCGCGAUAGCAUCCAGGGGAGCUACUUGUUCAAGAGGGGCAACUCCGGGGGUGUGCGCGGGAGAAGCCAGGGCGGAGGGCAAAAGAGCUACGAGCACGGCUACCAAGGGGGAAAAAAAAUAGACGGAGAAACAGAGUGCAGCGAAAUCCCCGUCAAUUUCCAAGAAAUAACAGCAGUGACAUUAUGGUAUGAAGAAAUCCUCCCCCUGAUUAACAACGAAAAAAAAAAAAAAAUUCUAAUCGACCGUAUGAUUAGCAACUACAUGCCCAUUGUUAUUAAAACGUAUUUUUGGGAAGUUCACAUCAUUAAUAAGCUAAAUAUAACGGACUAUUUUGUUCAAAUUUUGAUUAAGAAUACAAAAUUUAUUCAGUCGUAUGUCUACACGAACAACCAGCAGUACCACAACCAUGUGAGUAGGUACUUCAAGUCGUUGCUUACGUUUAGGAAUAGCAGCCUUGGCGGGGCGCUCUCGGAUGGGCCUGCUGUGGGUGACGACGCGGGGGGGGAGCAGCAUGGGGGGGAGCGGCAUGGAGGGGAGCAGCAGGGGGAGAAGGGCAGCAGCGGGGUGACUGAUAAGGGGGAGAAACCUCCGGGUGAGACCUCGCAUGGGGAGACUUCGCAGGGUAACACUUCGCAGGAGAAGACGCCGCAACGGGAGGAGGACAACGGCAGCGCCGGGCUGAACCUCCUCCAGCGCUUCUCUUUUCAGAAAUUUUUCUACCAAAUUCUGAUAGACCUAGACAGGACGUUAUACAUAAUCAAGAAGAACCAGGAGUACUUCAGAAAGCACGGCGUGAGCACGGACACCUUUCUGUUGACGCUGGACCUGGCGGAGACGAAGGCGAAGCUGAACACGCUGCUGCAGAUGUACGUGGUGUUUAAGCCGGAGCUGGGGUACGUGCAGGGGAUGUCCUACAUCGCCCUGGUGUUCCUCCUGUACUGCAACCUGGAGAAGGCCUUCGUGCACUUUGCCAACUUUAUGGAGCGAAAGGACAUUUACAACCUCUACAGCUUCAACAACAGCGAAAUAAAAGUCUACACCUACAUCGUCAAGGAAAUUCUAACCAAGCAAAACGUGGAGAUCUACAAGGAGAUCGCCAAGCAGUAUAAUAUUGAUAACAUCUUCAUUCAGUGGAUCUACACCAUCUUUCUGACGUGCCUUCCCUUUCACAUCUUCAUUCGCCUAUUUGACAUAUACCUUUUUAAUGAAAAAAUAAUUUACGAGACCAUCCUGUGCAUCUUCACCUACUUCAACAAAUUCCACCACGUGGAGAAUGUGGACGUCGUCGUGAAGAACUUGUCCGCCUUUUCGUUCAACACGCACAUCCAGGAGGACAAAUUCUGGUCCCUGCUGAAGAAGUCCAAAAUUAAAAAAAGGAAAAUUCUUUACUACCGGGAGAAGUACUUCAAGGGGCACAGAGACGUCUUAAACGAAAAGUAA